This is a messenger RNA of Cantharellus anzutake, 1227 nucleotides long. RefSeq names its product PAP2 superfamily-domain-containing protein. NCBI's taxonomy places the organism in Eukaryota, Fungi, Basidiomycota, Agaricomycetes, Cantharellales, Hydnaceae. Bases 1 to 1227 code for a protein of 408 amino acids. Gene Ontology annotation, cellular component: endoplasmic reticulum membrane. Gene Ontology annotation, molecular function: sphingosine-1-phosphate phosphatase activity. The record is from RefSeq and is a predicted model, not a curated record. The transcript has 5 exons.
AUGACUCCUGGGACGCAGUUUGAUGCUAAAGCUUAUGAAGCGGGCAUGCUGAGAUGGACAGUGGCCAUACGGAGGUUCCUAUUACGGAGGGUUAAGCACGAAAGUGUCCUCAUCAGCGAUUGGCAGAGGCGUGUAACGUCGCCAUUCCUUGAUGUCUAUUUUCACUACUCGGCUCUUCUCGGGACCACUACAUUCUUUGUCGCGACGAUACCAUUGCUCUUCUUUUUUGGGUAUCCGGAAUCUGGAAGAGGUCUUCUGUUUGUUUUGUGCAUGGGAGGGUAUCUGUCGUCUGUCGUUAAGGAUUUCUUUGCAGUUCCUAGGCCUUAUUCACCACCUGUCAUCCGAAUAGCAGCUGAUAUGCGUCACCUAGAAUAUGGAUUCCCCUCGACGCAUACCGCUAACUGCGUAUCGGCCACUUUAUACCUUUUCGCGUUGAUAUCCCAACAAGAACUUGGCGCUCUUCAAAACUUCGCCUCCAGUUUCCUAUUGCUUGUGUAUUGCUUUAGCGUUAUGGGAGGACGGGUUUAUUGUGGCAUGCAUACCGUGACUGAUUGCUUAGCUGGGUUUGCACUUGGUACUGUCACACACCUCGUUCACGUACGAUAUGGCGGAUGGCUCGAGGCUACUCUAGUUCACGGAGGAUCCGAGGGUGAGAUUGCCGGGGUCUUUGCAUUGAGUCAUCAUCCUUCCACGAUAGACCUUUGCUUGUGCUUUGACGAUGCGAUCGCGUGCCUUUCCGCACUCAUCGGCGCUCUCGUUGGUCGAUGGACCUCAGUCCAAGUCGGGGUGUCGCCAUAUCGACUCCAUCAUACCAGCGUACAUACCCUUACGCCUCGCACCGUCGUCCGGCUCAUGACUUUCAGUAUACUGAAGGUUAUUUUGGGUGUAGGAUGCCUGUUCGUGUGGCGAGUGGUCAUGAAGAUCAUCCUGCCACCAAUCAUCCUAUGGAUUUUUCCGCGGCCAGAUGUAGGCGACUCCAAGGACUUCCUCAGCGGUGGGGGUGGUGGUGGUGGUGGUGGUGGUGGUAGUGGACAAGAUUCCAAGCCCUUUGUGGAUCCCGUUCCUUCUGCGGUCGAUAUCCCAUCACUCCAUCCUUCGGGAUCACUUCUAUCAUCGCCUGACACGCUAAAAGCCUCCUCCCGAUCACAAUCACUCGUACAACCCCAGAAAAUAGCUCCUUUCAAACCACAUGAAGGUGUGUGUGUGCCCCUUUGCCUGGAACACUAA